This is a messenger RNA of Penicillium subrubescens, 2228 nucleotides long. RefSeq names its product sugar porter family MFS transporter. NCBI's taxonomy places the organism in Eukaryota, Fungi, Ascomycota, Eurotiomycetes, Eurotiales, Aspergillaceae. Gene Ontology annotation, biological process: transmembrane transport; carbohydrate transport. The transcript has 4 exons. The record is from RefSeq and is a predicted model, not a curated record. The coding region runs from base 599 to 2188 and encodes 529 amino acids. Gene Ontology annotation, molecular function: carbohydrate:proton symporter activity. Gene Ontology annotation, cellular component: membrane.
AAAAGGGGGCCGUUUAAGGUGUAGUACUGAUUACGCUAACGACUUGGCAUUUUACAAUUCUGCAGGAAGAAAAGUUUAUGGAAAUUGGAGUCUUUUAGCGAGCUCAGCUGAAAAGCAGGUUCAGGUCCAGAUCUCCAGCUCCCCUCACGUCUUGCCUGACAUUCUUGUGCCUUUGGCCCUGAAAGAGUUGAUGAUCUUCAUUUUAUCAAACUUUCCAACUCGAUUAUUGCAAAAUAACCUGUCUGCAAAGGUCAUUCGCGAUCGAUUUCCCCCUUUGGCGCGUCCCGCUUUUCCCCAUGGUGGAAUAGUGGAUACACAUUAUUCGCGACCGCGAAAACUCAUCAGUCAUCAACUGCCAGACUUUUAGUGCUCACUUAUGGGUCCCGGUUUUGAUCGAUCGUCACUGAUUGCCGAUCUUUUUGCUCCUUCGAUUACUUCUUAUACUGUACUUAUAUGUAUGGUUGAUCUCCCCGCUUGAUUACCCCAGCCGAUCCAGAUCUCUCUUUCGAGGAUUGGAUUCUAGGACGAUUACCUGUUCAACCGGGAAUUUCCGUGCUGGCCAUGAAUUCAUAACCUCGGUCAUUCAUGAAAUAGCAUCAUGGCUUAUGUUCUCGUCACGCUGUGCUGCACCUUUGCAGCGCUGGGCUCGUUCUUAUUCGGCUAUGACUCUGGUGUGAUCUCGUCGAGUAUCGAGCAGGAUGCGUUUUUGCGGUAUUUCGGUUCGCCGGGGUUAUCGGAUGCUGCUACUGGAGGGAUUGUUUCUUCGUAUACAGGAGGUGCAAUCGUCGGGUCCCUUCUGGCACCCUACAUAUCUGACUUCUACGGACGCCGCAUGCUUAUCUUCAUCGGUGGACUGCUAGCCACGCUAGGGGCCGCCCUCCAGGGUGGUGCAGUCACCGUCGCGAUGUUGAUCGCUGGCCGAUUCAUCGCAGGCUGGGCAAUUGGGCUUAUGUCGGCUACUAUUCCUGUCUACUGUAGCGAGGUUGCACCGCCACGCAUUCGCGGUUUGCUUGCCAGUAUGCAGCAGUGGAUGAUUGGGCUGGGCAUCAUGGUAGCCCAAUGGGUCGGCUACGGAUGCUCCCUCCACAGCGGCAACUUCUCCUGGCGCUUCCCACUCUCCUUUCAAACAGUACCCGCCAUCAUCCUCGUCUGCGGCAUCUGGUUUCUCCCCGAGUCCCCGCGCUGGCUAAUCGAACACGGCAAAGAAGAAGCCGGUCGAGCAGUCCUCACCCGUCUCCAUCUAAACAGAACCGCAUCAAACCAGGACCUAGUCGAGCAUGAGCUCAAUCAAAUCCACACAAGCGUCGCCAACGAAAAGCACCUCGUCGUCCGCUCAUGGCGGCAACUCUUCCUCUCCCGCCAAUGGCGCUACCGUAUCCUCCUCGCAUGCGGUCUCCAAGCCAUGACACAAUGUUCCGGCGUAAACGUGAUUCAAAACUACGGGCCGCGAUUGUACAAAACACUAGGUCUGUCCACGUCAACUUCGCUCAUGAUAAUCGGUGUCUGGGGCGCACUGGCGCAGUUCUGGAACACCGUUUUCAUGACAUUCAUCGAUAAAGUCGGUCGACGCAAGUUACUCAUCCCGUCUUUGCUGGGUAUGGGCGCGGCAAUGUGUGUUGAGGGGACAUUAGCGCGGUACGUCGAUUUCAGCGAUAGCAGUGCCAACGCUGAUGCGUUGCGCGCGGCUAUUUCCAUGUUCUUCGUUUUCUCGCUCUUUUUUACAGCGCUGGGAAUGAUUUCGUGGAUUUAUCAGUCUGAGAUUUUUCCGACGGCUAUUCGGGCGAGGGGAGCGAGUGUGGCGACGGCGACGAAUUGGAGUUUGAGUUUGAUUUUUGCGCAGUGUUCGCCUAUUGCGUUGACGAGGAUUGGGUCGCGGUAUUUUUAUUGUUUUGUUGCGUUUAAUUGGGUUGCUGCUUUUGUGGUUUGGUUUGCGUAUCCAGAGACGGUUGGACGGUCUCUUGAAGAGGUUGAGGAGGUUUUUGUUGGUCGGCAGGUUAGUGAGGGUGAUCCUGAAGUUACUGAAGUAGUUUCUGGAAGUCCCAAGUCUGAGUGGAAGCCGCCAAGUGCACAUCUGAGGCAUAAGGGGGUUCAUCCGUUGUCGAUGCAUCCGACGACUAUGGGGAGUUGGAGUAGUAGGAGUGGAUGUUCGCCUAAGUUACCAUGGAGUAAACAGAUUGAUGAUGUGUAAUUUAGACAAUAUGAACACAUAUUAUACGAUUCUUGAGAAA